Molecule: messenger RNA, 4611 nt
Organism: Calliphora vicina (urban bluebottle blowfly)
Lineage: Eukaryota; Metazoa; Arthropoda; Insecta; Diptera; Calliphoridae
Product: protein pygopus-like
Exons: 3
Coding region: 1153-3951 (932 amino acids)
Source: RefSeq, a predicted model, not a curated record
UACAACCCUGUAAUGGCGUGUGUUUGUGUACAAGAAUUAUCAAAAGUAAAAAAGAAAAUUGACAAAUUUUAAUUAUUUUUCGUGAAAAUUCAAACAAUUUUCAACAAACUCAAAUAAAAUAUAAUUUACACACGCUCAAAUUGAAAUUAAACACACAAUUCAUAAAGAAAUGCAUACAAACUACACAGAAAUGCGGUAUGAUAAACUUUUCAAAGUGUAGUAAAUUUUUUUUUGCAACGAAACUGACGACACAGGAACGACGGCUUAUUUGAUCAAGAAAAAAAUUGCAGUACCAUAAAAUGGUUAAAAAUUCACAAUAUCCAUGCUUUCAUAAAUAUAUUACCAUAAAUAUUCAGUAAUUUUAACGAAAUAUCUGUAUGCAACAAACAAAUAUUGCAAAAAUAAUUAAGGAAUAAAUUCAUCAAGAAAAAAAUCGUCAAAGAAAGUGAGCGGUGGUGCAAAAAAGAACAAAAACUUGUGAACAAGAAGAAGCACAAGCAGCAGCAUACAUUAGUGGCGAAAAAGUAAAAUAAAAGAAAAAAAAGAAUAAAAGCAUUUACCAAUAAUAAAAGAAAAAAAACUAAAAAAGAAAAUAGAGUUUCUUGUUGUUUGUGCAAUUAAUGCAAUAAAGCAGCAUAGAACUCUCCAUAAAAUAUUUUUUUGUUAAAUAAAGAAAACCUUAAAACACUUAAAUCUUGUUAAAAGAGCAAGAAGAAGAAAAGGUGCUCAAGCACCAAUAUUUGGUGCUUUAGCUACCCCCCAAAAGGUGCUUCUGCAGAAAAUGUUAAACUCUUUGCCAAAAGCCAUAACGAUGGCUUCAUAAUGCAAACAAUUCACUAUUAGCAAUAAAAGAAUUCUACACUAACACCAUUAAACAUAAAUUGGACAAUGAAUUCAUUGAAAACUAAGUAGUGCGUUAAUAUCCAAAAACAACGAUAUUCAUAUUACGGAAUCAAUAUAGACAUUUUAGAAAUACACAAGAGUAACAAUAACAACAACACAUUGGGGUCAGCUGCAGUCUGGUCUACAAACAGCAAACACCACGCUACAUUUUUACUGCCUGCCCUUUGAGAGCAGGCCUUUAUUAACAUUGUUUCUUCCCGGCCACGUUAAAUAAAAGCUGCCACCAUUCGGAAGAAAAAUACAAACAACAUGACCCACAAUAUCGGUAUGGCGCCAUAUCGUAUGCCGGGUCCAGCGGGAGGUAUAUUACCACCCGAUUUUAAACCACCACCUCCAUCGGAUAUAAUCUCGGCGCCGAGUAAUCCGAAAAAGCGGCGAAAGACAUCGAAUGCCAACUCAGCAGCGGCAGUGGCGGCGGCCGCAGCAGCUGCAGCCGCUGCUGCCAACUCUAUGCAGCAAUCACAAGCACCCCCCACUCCACAGGAUCUGCUGCCUCCUCCGCCGAUGGGUGGCUAUGGUGAUACGAUAGUGGCUUCAAAUCCCUUUGAUGACACACCGCCCAGCAUGUCUAGUUCGAUGUCAGCUAUGAGCCACAUGGGUGGUCCGCCAGGUCAUUUUGGUCCCGGACCGGGUCCUCACAUGGGCAUGGGUGGUCCUCACGGCCCUCCUCCGCACAUGCAUCCACACAUGCACCCUCAUCAUCCUGGCGGUCCACCACAUCCACAUCAUCCCAUGGGCGGACCUCCGAUGCGCGGUAUGAGUCCGAUGGGAAUGGGCAGUCCCAUGGGCGGUCCAGGACCCGGUCAUCCAAUGGGACCUGGUGUUGGUUUGCCUCCACACAUGAAUCAUGGUCGACCAGGUGGUCCUCCAAUGGGUAGUCCUAUGGGCGGAAUGGCUUCAAUGGGUGGCAUGAGUCCCAUGGGAGGUAUGGGUGGUCCCAGCAUAUCACCGCACCACAUGGGCAUGGGUGGACUCUCACCUAUGGGAGGGCCAGGAUCGAAUGGACCUCGUGGCAUGGGUUCGCCAAUGCCCGGAGGUCCUGGACCAGGUCAGGGCUCACCUAUGAAUUCACUGCCAAUGGGUUCACCUAUGAGCGGCGCUAUCGGCAGUCCUCUGGGGCCGCCAACGUCUCAACAAGGUCCUCAUCCGCAAAAUCAGUCUCAACAUCCUCCGCCUCACAUGAAUAACGGCCAAAUGGGCCCACCUCCCAUGCACAGUCCUCUAGGAAAUGGACCGUCGCAGCAGAACCAUAUGUCUGGAGGUCCCGGACCAGGCCCAGGGCCUGGUGGGCAGCUACAUCCCCCCGGCAUGGGUCCAAAUCAAGGUGGUAUCUCUCCUGCUCACAGUAUGGCCUCAAAUUCAAGCGGCAAUAGCAAUAAUCCCAACAGCAGCAACAAUAACAACAAUCAAAAUCCAAUGCUUUCCCCUGCGGCUCGACAUGGAAUACCACAAUCACCAUCAUCCAGUAUGAAUGGACCCCUGCCGACAUCAUCAUCUUCCUGUACGUCCUCCUCAUCAAGCUCAGCGACAACGACGUCCACUGCGUCAACGUCAGUGCCUACAACUUCGCCAGCGCCAGGCAACGGACCGAUGGCGAUGUCUCCACAUCAUCCAAUGAGUGGGAGUGGGCCAGGACCAGGACCUAGUCCCGGUCCCGUUGGCAUGAAUAAUAUGGGCGGCCAUGGACCUAGUCCCCUGGCCUCUCCAGCUUUACCUGGUCAUCCGAAUUCGAACAGCAGCAACAACAAUACAGGUGGUAAUAAUCCCAUGAACAACAUGGGUGGUGCUAGUCCUCAUAGUAAUAACGGCCCUAUGGGAGGUCCCCCGAUGGGUGGACCCAACAACAGCAACAACAACGGCCUAAAUAUGGGCGGUGGUGGUGGAAGUGGUGGACCAAUGCAACAACAACAAAUGAAUCCUAAUGUUCCUAUGCAGCAACCGCAACAGUCACCGCACGCAAAUAUGCCCAUGGGCAGUGGCGGCUCCGGUGGUAAUGGUCCUAACUCAAUGGGCAUGGGCGGUCCCAAUCAGAUGUUACCUCCUCAACAGCCAUCGCCGCACCUCGGUGGUCCGCAACACUCACAACUCAUGAAUCAUCACGGCGGUCCCGGUGGUAUGCCUUCACCUCACAUGAUGCACGGUCCUGGCGGCGGCAUGGGCCCUCAAAUGGGCAUGGGUGGCGGCCCACCAAAUCACAUGGGUGGCGGUCCACCAAAUCACAUGGGGGGACCUCAUCACAUGAUGGCCGGCGGUCCACAUCACAUGGGACCGGGUCCUAAUUCGCAUAUGGGUAAUAUGGGUCCUGGAAUGGGACCUGGCGGCAUGAAUGGUCCUCAUCAUCCUCACGGACCACAUGGACCUCAUGGUGGUCCCCACGGUGGUCCUCAUGGCGGCCCUCACGGAAGUCCUCAUAGCGGUCCCCACGGUGGUCCUCAUGGUGGCCCUCACGGUGGUCCGCACGGUGGUCCUCACGGUAGUCCUCACGGUGGUCCUCACGGUAGUCCUCAUGGCGGUCCACACGGUGGUCCUCACGGUGGUCCACAUGGCGGUCCACACGGUGGUCCUCACGGUGGUCCACAUGGCGGUCCACACGGCGGACCUCAUGGUGGUCCUCACGGCGGUAUGCCACCUCAUCAUCCUCAUCACAAUCCAAUGGGCGGUGGGCCACCGCCUGGCAUGUUUGGUGGUCCUGGUGGACCAAUGGGUCCAAUGGGCGGUCCUAUGGGUGGUCCGAUGGGACCUGGUGGCCCACCCAAACCAAUGACAAUGGGUGCAGGCAAAAUGUAUCCUCCUGGUCAACCAAUGGUCUUCAAUCCACAAAAUCCGAACGCACCUCCAAUUUAUCCAUGCGGCAUGUGCCACAAAGAAGUCAAUGAUAACGACGAAGCUGUAUUUUGCGAAUCUGGUUGUAAUUUCUUUUUUCAUAGAACCUGUGUUGGUUUAACGGAGGCCGCUUUCAAAAUGCUAACAAAAGAAGUUUAUGCUGAAUGGUGCUGUGACAAGUGUUUAUCCACCAAACACAUACCAAUGGUCAAAUUCAAAUGUUAAAGAAAGCUAAAAACAGAAGCAAAACAGAAAAUGAAAACAAAAACACAAUGGUCACACACAGUUGACAAUGCAACGAACUUUACUAAUGCAAUGUUUUGGUUGUUUAUAACAAGACAAUGAGUGAUAAUUAUCGAAAACAAAAAAAAGAAAUAUUAUUUUUUUUGAAAAUAAGAAUUAAACAAAAAUGUAUGUAAUCAACGCUCCUCCCUGUCGCAGUACAUAAGCAACUGAAAGGACUGCCUCUUUGAUUGUAUAAACAAAAAACAAAAAUUAACAAAAAAACAAUAUAUUUAAACACAAGAACAUUAAAACAAACUGUAUUAAAAAUACUUAGUUUAUAACAACAACGAUUACAACAACAAUACAACAACAACCAGCACCACCAAUUUAAAAGCACAGAAAAUUCGAAAAAUACAAACAAAACAAAAAAACUUAAAAUCAUGUUGAAAAUAUGAAAGAAAAAAAGAAAAACGUGUAAACACCAUCAUCAAAUCAACAUCAUUCUUCAGUAAUUAUAAAAAAAAUUUAGGAAAAUGCAAUUAAGAAUGAACAUUUAUUAGACGAAGAUGAAGAAAAUUGUAUAGUAAUUUUUGACAUUAAAUGAAAAAAUUAAUAAUAAUUAAAUAAAAGUUAAGCAAUUGAGAAAACAAAAAAACAAAA